Molecule: messenger RNA, 1252 nt
Organism: Cylicocyclus nassatus
Lineage: Eukaryota; Metazoa; Nematoda; Chromadorea; Rhabditida; Strongylidae
Source: the annotation of a GenBank genome assembly
ACAUAUUGUUAGCAGAGAAGAUUAUCGAAGCAACGAUGGGCUUGUGUCAGUCCGCUGAGGACAAGCAACUGGCUCAAAAGAGUAAAGCUAUCGACAAAGAGAUGAUGCAAGGUCAUAUAGCAUCGCAAAAAGUCGUCAAACUGCUUUUACUGGGUGCUGGAGAAUGCGGAAAGAGCACAGUUUUGAAGCAAAUGAGGAUUCUUCACGACCAUGGCUUUUCACAGGAGGAGGCCGAUCAACAAAAAGGCGUUGUUUACAAUAAUACAGUACAAGCAAUGGCACAGAUUCUUCGAGCAAUGAAUAGCCUGAAAAUUACACUGGAAGAUCCAUCAAAGGAGGCAGAUGCCCGCGUUGUCUUAGACACAAUCAAGGCUGGUCAGGAGUCCGAGCCAUUCACUCCGGAGCUUACUCAAGCUCUAAAAAAUCUCUGGGCUGACCCAGCGAUUUCAGUCACUGCAAUCAAUCGUGGCAAUGAAUAUCAGUUGACAGAGAGUGCUCCACACUUUUUGAGCUCAAUAGAUCGUAUAGCUGCCAAAGACUACAAACCUACAGAACAUGAUAUAUUGCUUUCACGAAUCAAGACUACCGGAAUCGUUGAAGUAAAAUUUCAAAUGAAAAACGUCGAUUUUCGGGUAUUCGACGUCGGUGGUCAACGAUCAGAACGAAAGAAAUGGAUUCAUUGUUUUGAAGAUGUUAAUGCAAUCAUAUUCAUAGCGGCCAUAUCGGAAUACGACCAAGUGCUUUUCGAAGAUGAGACCACGAAUAGAAUGGUUGAAUCAAUGCGGUUAUUCGAAUCCAUCUGCAAUAGCCGAUGGUUUAUCAACACUUCAAUGAUCCUCUUCUUGAAUAAAAAAGAUUUGUUUGCCGAAAAAAUUCAGCGAACGAAUAUUACUGUCGCUUUCCCCGACUAUAAAGGUGCCCAAAACUACGACGAGGCGACUGCCUUUAUUGAAGAAAAAUUCGAAGCACUGAAUGCUAAUCCCGAAAAAACAAUCUAUAUGCACCAAACAUGCGCCACUGAUACAAAUCAAGUGCAAAUGAUUCUUGACUCUGUCAUCGAUAUGAUCAUCCAAGCAAACCUCCAAGGUUGUGGUUUGUACUGAAUUAGAUGCUUGACUUUCUAUGCCCGUGAUAUUCGUGUAUGUUCCGUUGAAUUGGAAACGGAGUUCAAACAUAAUCUUGUUGCCUUUCGAGUGUUGUGUUCGCAUCUGAAUCAACUCUCUUUAUUGUCCUCGUUUGUACAAUGACAGAA